GUCGGCUGGAACCCCAGGAUUUCCUGGAACGAGUCGUAAGAGGAGAUCUGGCUCCUGGCCCGAAUAAACUGCCAAAGCAGUCACUCUGGCCCACGUUCGCCAUUCUGCACUCGUAGGUAAACGAAGACAGGUGCCUCUGAAAAGUUCUUGUGAGGUUCUUGCAACGAUCGCUGACGAUGGCCAAACACGCCAAUCUCUGGUGCGUGUUUGCGUUGGUUGCAAUCAUCGCCGUAGGUGAGAUUCUGGCCUUCAGUAGGGGAGACGUCACUCUGGCCUGUAAUGCGAUGCGCCCAGGUCACCUUGGAUUUGGUGGGCAGUCGUCUCGGGCUCCCUACGGUAUUUACAUCACCGAAGAAGACGACGGGUCGUAUGUGGUGACCGUGUUCGGUGCAAACAAUGCCAAGUUCAAGGGAUUUAUGCUCCAGGCCCGGAACCCAGUCGACGACAGGCGCGUAGGAUCUUUCGUUACCGUGCAGAAAACAGGAAGGAUAAUUGACUGCUCGUAUCGAGGGGGUGCAGUGCAACACAACAAUAGCGAUGAUAAGACUCAAGUUUCUGCAAGAUGGAACCCCGGCCAGCACAAAGGAAAAGUGAGAUUUAGGGCGACAGUGGUUGAGUCCUACUUCACGUACUGGACAGGUAUCAUCCAAGAACACGAAGUGUGAUUGUACGUUUGGCGUCCUACGGGAAAAUAAUAGACUAAUAAAACAGUUAUGACAAUCACCCAGUAUACUGUAGGGAAAAUCAUGAUUUUUUCUUAAAAGACACAACUCUGUUGCCAGCUACUACUAUUUUCUUUUCCUUGUAUGCUGGGGUCAAUAAGAAGAAUUGUUGAACAUAUGUCUAACAACAAAUGAAU
This is a messenger RNA of Macrobrachium nipponense, 859 nucleotides long. Its product is annotated as reelin domain-containing protein 1-like. The transcript has 5 exons. Gene Ontology annotation, cellular component: membrane. NCBI's taxonomy places the organism in Eukaryota, Metazoa, Arthropoda, Malacostraca, Decapoda, Palaemonidae. Bases 177 to 665 code for a protein of 162 amino acids. The record is from RefSeq and is a predicted model, not a curated record.